GUGUCAGGUGGCAGAUGUUGUCGAUAGUGAAGUCAACAGUGUUUUGAAUGCUUUUAACAAAGUUUUUUUAACGCUUAAAAGGUAAUGUACUUUAAUUAAUUAUUGGAACGUACGAUAAAAAGGAUUGAUUGAAUAAAUUAUUCUUAUCCGACAUUUUGAGAAGAAACGUAAACAACUGAAGAUCAGAGAUUAAUGUUGAUUUAGUUCGAGGCAAAAAACUAAAAAAGAGGGUUUUAAUAUCAGAGAAGUAAAAAACGGGACUCAUAUGUUUACUACAUGAACAGGUGAAAGAGAAGGUUUAUAUUUAAAAAGAGACGAUAUCGAUGAUUAUAAGCAGGUGACUGUCUGACCAGUAUCGGUAUGUUUUCCAAGCUAAAAACAACUCCACAGACUCCCCAAGAGUCCAACCCUAUCACGCAAUACUUUGAGAUUGGAAAACAUGUAGCGAGUGCUGGACCAGAACUGGUAUGGAAAAUACAUGAAGCUGUGAGAAAGUCUGAUAAAAGAGAAGCUUCAGUAUUUUACUUUGAAAAAAGAGUUGCAGAAAAGCUUCAUAAACCAAAAAGGAAGGAAACCAUCACAGAAAUUUUAAGAUUUAGCGUAAGACAACUAGAUCGACUAAAACACCCUAAAUUAUUAACCUUGUAUCAUCCAAUUGAAGAAUCCAAUGACACAUUGGCUUUUGCUACAGAACCAGUGCUGGGUACAUUGGCAAAUAUAUUGGGAUGUCUGGAAGAAAGACUACCCCAAAACAUCUCCCCAAUGGUCAAAGAAUAUACUUUUCUGGAUAUUGAACUCAAGUAUGGGCUAUUACAAUUGACAGAAGCUCUGUGCUUCCUUCAUUAUUCCUGCAAAUUGAUUCAUAGGAAUCUAUGUCCUCAAUCGGUCAUCAUUAAUAAACGUGGAACAUGGAAAUUGGCAGGACUGGAAUUUGCCGAAAAAUGCAACGAAAAUGAUAUCAUGAAGCCGGUGCCUUGCCAAGCGUUUACGUCCAAAUUGCCUAAAAUGGGACAACCAGAUCUAGAUUUUACUGCACCAGAAAUACAAAAUCUAUCAAAAUGCAGUCCGCUAAGUGACAUGUUCUCUUUGGGUCUUGUCAUAUGCGCGGUAUAUAAUGGUGGUCACUCCAUUAUUGAAGCAAAUCUAAGUUGCGCAACAUAUCAAAAGCAACUAGAAAUGUUGGAUUCCAAUUUGAACGAGUUAUUGGAUAGAGUUCCACAUCAUCUUCAAGAACCACUUCAAAGUCUUUUAGAAAUUGAUGCUCGAAGGAGGCCCAAUUCACAGAAUUUUUCUAUGAUUAAGUAUUUCAUGGAACCUGCUGUGCAUGCUUUGCAAUACUUGGAUGUAAUACAGAUGAAAGAUUCUACGCAUAAAUCUCAUUUUUAUCAUAACUUACAAGGAACAUUAUUUAGCAUUCCAAAGAAACUUUGGUUUCAGCACGUACUACCCUCCCUGAAAACUGAACUACAGUCACCCGAAGUGUUGGCUGCAGCACUACAACCUUUACUUUUCAUGAUUGAAGAGAGUACCAUAGAAGAAUAUCAAAAUGAAAUUUUACCAGUUUUCAGAACAAUUUUUAGUAUGCCAAAAUCUGUCCAGGCUACAGUCACAUUACUGGAGAAUUUAGACAUUAUAAUGAAGAAAACUCCAAAAAGUGAUAUUAAAGCCGACGUUCUUCCUAUGCUGUACAGCGCUUUUGAAUCGACUACCCCUCAAAUUCAGUGUGCUGCUUUACAAGCUGUAACUCAAAUAUCAGACAUACUUGAGGAACAGGCAGUAAGAAAAAUGGUGCUGCCAAGGACCAAACAAGUGUUUGAUAACAACUCAGGAGUUAAGGAAGAUUCCUAUAUCCAGGUGCAAGCAAUAGCUCUUCAUUGUGUGGAAAAAAUUAUAGAUAAAUUGGAAAAGACAAAUAUAUUGGACGAGGUCUUGCCAAUGCUCGGAAAAGCCAAGCUUCAAGAUCCAGCCAUUCUCAUGCCGGUCGUAAGAAUAUAUAAGCAUAUGUUAGGAGAGAAGAAAUAUGGUUUAACUGUUAAUUUACUGGCUACUAAAGUAAUGCCUGGACUUAUUCCUAUUGUCGUCAGUCCCGGUCUAAAGCUUGAUCAGUUUACUAGCUUAGUGGAGUUGCUGAGAGAAAUGUUAGAUCAUGUGGCACGAAAUCAAAGAAAUAAGCUCAAAUUAGAAAAGCUGUCUUCUACAGAAAUUAUUCCUACAACUUUUGCGUCUGCAGCAGAACAAUCUGCAAGUUAUCCCCACAGACCUCCAACACUUCGUCUGGAAUCCAGGCGACAGAGUAUUUCAGUAGAUGACGUUGCUCGCCGCUCAUCCGGAGCAAAUAAUGGAUCAGAGGCUUCAUCUCCAGAUUCAAACCUGCUGCGGGUUCAAGCAACUUUGCCGGGUCGUCGCCAUUCUGAUAAUACAAUACAACCUCCACGAAUCCUGAUUGCUCCUUCAAGUCCAGAUGGCUCAUAUACUCCAGGCAAUGUACAGAGAAGACAUUCCAGUGUCUGUCCACAAGAUGUCAGGUUCCAAUUCAAUUCUUUUAAAGUAAGCCCUUCACCACAAGUGACCACCCCUAACGUCGGAAUGGACUUUUUGACUUCCGGACGUGGAAAUAUGAGGAGGUAUUCUGCAGCCGCCCUUUAUGCAAGCAGUGGAGUACCAGCCACUUGUAACAGUCGAGGUCCAAGCCCAGCAGGCUCAGCAUCCAGUUUACUACAACAAAUAGGAUCUGGAGUACAAUCUCUCUUUGGAAAAUAAAACUUGAUACUGUCCAGAUCCAUUUCCGAAUAAUUGAAGGAAGAAAAACGGUUUUGGUAUCAAGCAAUAGUGAUCUGAUGUGUACGGGCCUACACCCUUCUGACAAUCCACGACAACACAGCGACCAACACCACGGUCUUUUCGCAACUCAAUUCUGAUAGCUACCAACCCUCCAUAUCACACCACAGUUCAGUGAGACACUCCUACAUCAAAACUUUAUAGAAAAACUCUGACCGUUGAACACUGUUGGCUCACUUUUGACUUGACUAGUGAAGAUUUACCACAAAGGAUAUUUGCUGUUGCCACUUGCAGAUAGUCCAUUUAGAACCGUGGAUUUGUCAAGUAACACCUAACUCUGAUGGAUAUCGUAGCUCAGGCGGGAUGAUUGAGAAAUUUAUCUUUAUUUUAGUUAAUAUUCAAAUCAAGUCACUUGACACACUGAGAACAGAUUCAACUUUUGUGACUAGAAAAAUGCCUCAUCAAGCCCAAUUACGAGUUGCUAAAAAAUUGCUCAGCACAUAAAACAUGUGAUCAGAGGGAUAUAGUUCUAAAAAAAAGAUUCGUUAAACUAUAUCUUUUCAUCUUCAAUUAUUGCAAAAAAUAUUUACAUUUAGCUUGUUAAUUGUAAUCUUGUUAACUGAGAAGCUCUUGAUAUCUUAACUAAUUUUAGUCUGCAGUUGAAAUGAUAAUUAGAGAAAAACAAUUAUUCCCUACAGAAAAUUCAAAAAUCAAUGCCGACACAUGAUUUUUAUAUUUAAAUUCAACUAAUUCCUUGUGAAAACAUCUCACGCUGGUUUAAAACGUUAAACUAGAAUUUUGUCUACUCCAAAAUAGAUUUUAUGCUAUAUAUUUUUAUACAAAGAAUUUCCAAUGAGAAUACAAAAAUAUGUUUCAUUAAUAAGAAAUUUAAUCGUUAUUUGAUGGGUCCCACAGCACAGCCCCAAUAUAUGUAUGAAAAAAUUUUUAUAUUUAACAAUCUUGGAGAGGCAUGCAGCCAACUUUAAUGCAAUAAAUAAGUUUGGUGUUUGCAUGAAAUGUUUUUAUUUUAAAAACUAGUCUUUGAAAUAUGUAUUUUGAUAACAAUUCGAUUAUCUCAAAAAUAAAACUGACCCUGGACUAACUUUAGCUAAGUGGAGCUAAAUCUUUAUAUCCAUCGCAGCGAGAUGUUACGGAAAUGGGACGCCUCUAGCAACACAAGUAUUAUUAAAUUAGCAAGAAACAAAUAAUAUUGUGUUCAAACUAUCACAGACCUUAAUAAAGUGGAAAAAGAUAUAAUAAGAAAUUAAGCUUAUAUCUUCGGAAAACUAAAGAACUUCCAAAACCUGUUUUCCUUUUUUCUUCAAAUUUACUAGAAAUAAAACAAAGUAAUCCUAAAUUGUAUUGCUGUUUUAAUAGAAACAACUUGAUCAUCAACAAUGUGAUCACUUCAGUAUUCAUCAAAAAACUAUAUAAGUCCUGUUGUUAUAUUGAUGAAUAAAAUCUACGUUUCUACAAUUAGAAGUAAGAAAAACAUUAAAACCUUCGUGCAUAAUUUCUGCCUCUUUAUGUAUUUCAAAAAUUUGAAAAAAAUCUAUUUGUGAUUAUCUUUAGAAGCAGUAAAUGCAUGUAUGCUGUUUAGAAAAAUGGAAGAAUUUAGACAUUUUUUUAUAUUUCUUUUCUCAAUUUAUCAUUGUUAUUCAUUGAAUAAUUUAAUAGAUUUUUAACCCAUUUUGCCUAUUAAUAAGUGUUGCAUAUAUGGUUACUUACAUAACUACUAAGUAGAUUGCACGUGUUUAAGCACUUUUUUUCAAAGCAGCACUUUUAACUUACUCGUGUCACCUUUUAUAUUUCAAAAAGAAAUUCAUAAUGAGAAACUGCGUCAUUUUUCCUUAUCAAUAGGCAACAAUCGAUAACCAUAAUGCACCACGAUGUAUCCCGGUUUUGGUGACUUUAACCUACACUCCUUUUUAAAUUAAUGUACCGUCAAGGAUUCAUAUUUUUUUAUUUAAAUAUUUAAAACAAGCACCUUAUAGAUAAUUUUUAACUAUAAUUUUCCCUAAUAUUAUUAUACGAAAUUUUUUCUUCGAAUUUAAGUAUAGAGAAAUUCUUUUAAAAUUGAUCAGUCCCAAUUAUAUUUUAAAUUAAGACAAAAGGAAUAGCAACUUCUCAAUAUGAGCUUCUGAAUUUUGAAUACUUUAAGUUAUGACACUUAAACUGCUUUACUAAAAUUAGAUAUCUAUUAUUGUUAAUUUGAUAACAAAACAAGUAGUUCCUUUUCUUUAUAAAGUAAAUAUUCGAAGUUACGUUUUGUUUAGUAACAUUCUUCUUGCAAAAUAACAUUUAGGAAAAUCUUUAAUGACCGGUGGCUAUCCCCUACAAGAAAAUGUAUACCCAGAAAUGUAUGUUGUUAAAAUCCUAUUUUGAAAUUUUGACAAAACUCUUAAUUUGUUUUUCUCCCAUUUGAACCUUGCCCUGUGUACAAUCUUUAGUAUUUGUAUAAAUUUUACAACUAGUAUGAUUAGUAAAUUUAGUUCAUAUACAAAUUUAAAUUUGCUCAUUAUUAAAUGGUAAUAAUCUUAUUUUUUAUGCUAUUCUGCGUAAAGGCCAUCAAAAUACUUAAAAAAUUUUGUAUUAAAAAUUUUUUUAAUUUUUAUAUUAUUUGUACUUAAUAAGCCAGAAUCGUAAGUUGGUUUUAUUAUCUACUUUUUUAAAAAGAAAUAAUAAACACCAAGUUGUUUCGUUUUACGCCGAAGAAUUCAAUGCUCAAUUAGAAAAACAUAACAUAGAAUGAUAAAAGUUAUUAUUUACUAGUUUGAAUAAUUUAACAUUCUCUGCUAGUUGAUGAUUUAAAGACAUCAAAUUUGUACAAUUUCUAGAAGUUAAGAAAAGUGUUAUUUUUCUUACAAAGAUUUCUUCCUGAACUCGCAGAAAACUGCUUUACUCAAUUUUGGACAAUCAUUUACUAAAGCUUGUCUAUAUUUAAUACAUAACUUUUCUAAUAAUUCAAUUUUGGUACAUAUAAACAUUAUAUUUUAUUUCUGUUCAAUUAGUGUUAGAACUUUAAAAGUUUAUUAUUUUAGGACUUUAUUUUUAAAUAUUUUUCGUUUCCGCAAACAAUUUCGGUAUUAUUAUUUUAAGUUUGGGUGAGGACAACUUCUAAUUCAGCAUUUAAGAGUUGAAACAUAUACUAGAUGUAAUCAAAUUACGAAAAAACUGAAUCGCGUCUGUGAACAUAUUCGUAAAUAUAAUUAAAAAUUAAACAAAAAUAUUUUGCUCAGUAGUUGAAAUGGAAGAAAAGUCGACAGGUUUUUAGCCCUCAAACAUGAUGCUCCUCGUCAUAAUGAUUAAACUUGUUCAGCGAUUCAGCCUACGUGCUAUAGAGCGUCAAAUACGUCAAGAAAUCGUAAAGAGGACGCUCUAAAAAGUGUUUUUAGGCGUCCUUUGUGACGCGUAAUUCUUUAUCGAGGAAACGGGGGAAAUAUAUAUCUCCAACAUAUUUUAGUAGACAGGAUAACUAAAAAAAAAUAUGUAUUAAUAGCAGAUAGUACUAGUACUUAGUACGUUUCAUUGAGGCAAGUGUUGGAUCAGUCCUCAUUAACCCUUUUUGACACAGAAUUUUUAAUUAUACAUAUUUUCAUACUUUUUUCAGUAUUUUGUAUUAAUGUAAGUCAAAAUAAGUGAAAAAUAUUAUCUUUAGCAUUUUAAUUGUUUAUGGUUAUAAAAUUCAGCAUUAAAUACCGGUGUCUUCUACGGUUAAAGGUAAAAUCUUCCAAACAUUGCUCACUUCCAAACAAUAAUUUUUUUCAAAUUUGCACUUAUCUAUGAGAAGCAGCUAUUCAUCAAGCAAAUUUCUUUCAUUUACAAAAUCAAUUAUUCAGAAAUUUUUGAAUAUGGAUGAAAAAAAAAUUUUUCCAAUUACUUUGGUAUACUAUAUUAGUAAAAAUUAAUUAAAAACUCCAAUGAAACUAACAGAUAUUUUGGUAUCUAUUGGAAUAUAUCAAUAUAUAUAUAUAUAUAUAUAUAAAAUUUCGAAAUUCUUUGUUUUGUCUACCUCUGAAUUGAAUAAAUAUACAGAUUAAUAGAUGGAUAACGAGAUAGAGAAUUCAUUGUCUGCUGAAUAUCACGGAUCAUUUUUUUUCCUCUCAGACUACCCGAUCCUCUUCAUUCUCCACUUCUUUUAAUUUUAAAACAUUUGAAGUACUAAUUUAUAUUAUGCAAUUUUUGAAAAUUUAGAUACUUUUCAUAUACUUUUUUUCAUACCCUCUUAUUUAAAAAAAAAAUAUCAUGGAAAUUCGGGUCCUGGGUGUAAGGGUCCAGCGGAAUCUCUGUCUGUUAUUAUGACGAGGAUUGUGACGUGUUUAUCAUGUCAACUUUCUAUCAUUUCUACUAUGAACUCAACCUUAUUUCCGCUUCAGUUUUCUUGAGAUAAUUCGUUUAACAAUCGCAAAUUAUUCUAAUUGAGAAUCGGAUCUCAAUCUCCGAAUCAUCUUAAAUUAAGGACUUGUAAAGCAUUUUAAAUUUAACUUAAAAUAUUAAACUGCUGUCUGACUUUUAAAAAGUAAAAUUUUUCAUCAGUAAAAUAAAUUAUCGAGAAUAAAUUGCUCCAAGUUUUCUAUGUAUUUAAAUAAAUCACAGUUCUUAUAAAGCGAAGCGAAUGCUACUAUACAUCAACAGGAUAAUGAAAGAUAUAUAAAUGUGCCAAUUUGCAUUCACAUUCUAGCGACUUAAUUUCCGCUGAAUUUUUCUGUCAAAAAAAUACUUCAAUGUUUUAUGUGAUCAUUCAUGCACCGCCAUAUAAGGCAAUAUGUGUAUGCGUGUUCUUUCGAUCAAAUUUUCUCCCGCUAAAUAGUUUUUUAGAAACAUAAGAUUAAACUCAACUAUUUGCUCGUAGCCAGCGAGAUGUUGUGUGUGUUUGUUGUGUUUGUAUUUCGUGUCUUUAUGUGCUAAUAAUGUUUAACCUUUUCAAUUCAUUCUCAUGUGUUCUUAAAAAGCUAUGUUUGGAAGUACUUCGUCAGUUUUGAAUGUUAAUUUAACACACGUCAUGAAAAAUAAAAUUUUAUCUGUGUAA
This is a messenger RNA of Parasteatoda tepidariorum (common house spider), 7807 nucleotides long. The record is from RefSeq and is a predicted model, not a curated record. NCBI's taxonomy places the organism in Eukaryota, Metazoa, Arthropoda, Arachnida, Araneae, Theridiidae.